Messenger RNA from Coccinella septempunctata (seven-spotted ladybird), 1158 nucleotides. RefSeq names its product endocuticle structural glycoprotein SgAbd-8-like. The transcript is spliced from 2 exons. Lineage: Eukaryota; Metazoa; Arthropoda; Insecta; Coleoptera; Coccinellidae. Gene Ontology annotation, molecular function: structural constituent of chitin-based larval cuticle. The coding region runs from base 180 to 812 and encodes 210 amino acids. Gene Ontology annotation, cellular component: chitin-based extracellular matrix. The record is from RefSeq and is a predicted model, not a curated record.
GUAAUGCGUGGUAUAAUAUCUGGCUCGAAAUAUUGGGCAUUGUGCAACUUUCUCCUAGACAAGGGCAAGAAAAAGAGAAGAAAUGUAAAACGAUCAGAAUUCGUUGAUUAUAAAGGAGUAAAUAUGUCCGUUCAGAAUCAGUUCAGCUGUGAGUGUUGUGCACACUGGGUAUAAUCAAUAUGAUUGGAUCGAUGACAAGAAACGGACUUGGAGUCCUUGCACUCCUUUCAUGCUGUUUGUGUCAACAUUACGGAGGUCAACCUCAAUAUACCCAACCACAGCAACAAUACAAUCCUCAAUACAGCCAUAACACCCCCCCACCACCCCAGAUUCUAAGCCACAAGCAAGCCCUCAACCAUGAUGGUAACUUCAAAUACCUCUUCACCUCUGACAACGGAUUGGCCCAAGGAGAAACUAUUAGCCCUGAUGGUUCAAGGAGCGGUGGAUACGCCUACACCGAUCCUACUGGCAGAAAAAUCUCCGUGAAAUACACCGCUGGUAAAGAAGGAUUCAGGAUCUUGGAAGCUGAUCACUUACCAAAAGCUCCACAGCCUGUUGCCCCAGUACCAGCAGCGCAAAGUUAUCCAUCCCAACAAUACAACGGAGUUCAAGAUGAUGGUCAGUACAGGCCAGAAUUAUAUGAAAAGCCUAACUACGCCUACUCCGCUCCUGCUCCUUACCAGCAAAGAGCCUACUCCGCCCCUGUUCCCCAAAGCAUUCAGCAAAAUAGCAUCAACGAAAGGGACUACCACGAUGAACCUGGUAAAGCCCACAGUUUCGGAAACGGAUAUGUAUUCGAAUUUUCCGGAUAAACCUGGUGGAAAUGAGUGUUAGCUGUUUUCAAUUUUCGUUUUUCUUUGUUCCUUUUUUCCUCUUAAUCCUUCCGGUUUGAAUCACUUCUCUCAGUGAAGAAUUAGACUGAUUCAUGUAAGAGUGAUCCUUGAGAUCAAGUCUGUUGAAUAGAUUCGAAUCUCACAGAAAGAAGUUAUGUAUGAUAUUAAAUAUUGGUAAUUUAUGUUUUACCAAAUAUGUAAUAUUAUUUUUAACGAAGUGUCAUGUUUUCUUCUGCCAUCUUAGUCAAGCGAAGGAUGAUGUUGACUGUUCUGUUAAUCUUUUAUACUUUGUUAUUACUCUGUUCUCUCAAUAAAAAAGAUAUUU